AUGGAUGUGGAGAACCACUCACUAGUAACCGAAUUCAUUCUUCUGGGGAUCCCUCACACACAGGGGCUGGAGAUAAUGCUUUUCCUCUUGUUCUUGCCUUUCUAUGCCUGCACCCUUUUGGGAAAUUUGUCUAUCCUGGUGGCUGUUAUUGCUUCUACUCAACUUCACACCCCCAUGUAUUUCUUCCUGGGGAACUUGGCUGUGUUUGACAUGAGUUUCUCCUCUGUGACCUGUCCCAAAAUGCUGCUCUACCUUGUAGGGCUGAGCCGGCUCAUCUCCUACCAAAACUGUGUCACCCAGCUCUUCUUCUUCCAUUUCCUUGGGAGUAUUGAGUGUUUCUUGUACACCGUGAUGGCCUAUGACCGCUUUGCUGCCAUCUGUUACCCUCUGCGGUACACGAUCAUCAUGAAUUCCAGAAUCUGCGUGGCCCUGGCUGUGGGCACAUGGCUUUUGGGGUGCAUCCACUCCAGUGUCUUGACCUCGCUCACCUUUACUUUGCCAUACUGUGGUUCCAAUGAAGUGAAUCACUUCUUCUGUGAUAUCCCUGCACUCUUGCCACUGGCCUGUGCGGACACAUCCUUGGCACACAAGGUGAGCUUCACAAAUGUCGGCAUAGUAUCCCUCAUCUGCUUUCUCCUAAUCAUUGUAUCCUACACGCGCAUCACAGUCUCCAUUUUGCGCAUUCGUACAACCGAGGGCCGUCGCCGCGCCUUCUCCACCUGCAGUGCCCACCUCAUCGCCAUCCUCUGUGCCUCUGUUCCCAUCAUCACUGUGUACCUGCAGCCCACACCCAACCCCAUGCUGGGAACUGUGGUUCAAAUUCUGAUGAAUCUGGUAGGACCAAUGCUGAACCCUUUGAUCUACACCUUGAGGAAUAAGGAAGUAAAGACAGCCUUGAGAAAACUAUUACACAGGACAGGAGAAGCGGAUGGAUGA
This is a messenger RNA of Fukomys damarensis (Damara mole-rat), 936 nucleotides long. Its product is annotated as putative olfactory receptor 10D3. Gene Ontology annotation, biological process: G protein-coupled receptor signaling pathway. Gene Ontology annotation, molecular function: olfactory receptor activity; G protein-coupled receptor activity. The transcript has a single exon. Bases 1 to 936 code for a protein of 311 amino acids. Gene Ontology annotation, cellular component: membrane. The record is from RefSeq and is a predicted model, not a curated record. Lineage: Eukaryota; Metazoa; Chordata; Mammalia; Rodentia; Bathyergidae.